AUGAAAGAGGAAUGGGUCAAGUACGGCACGAAGCUGAAGCUGCGUGAGAUCAAGGAGCUUCUUGAUCAUCUGCCGCGCUCGUCGUCCGUCGCAAUUAUCUCGGUGGACCAGUUGCAAAAGGAACUGUUUACUGACAGCGGAGCUGGUACGCUGGUUCGUCGAGGUUAUAAGCUGUUCCGAUCGUCGUCGAUCCAGGAUAUUGGUGCUGAGCGUCUUCGCGCCAUGCUUCGUGAGCACGACGACGAUGUACGUGAGAACCGCAAGAGUGCGUCACAGAUCUUUUCGGAACUCUCACAGACACCCUACACGGUGUACGGUGAUGAAGGAUUGGGCUGCGUCGCUUUUGUGUCGCAUCCACCUGACGAAGUGCCUGUGUUGACGCGUCUGGUCAUGACACGAGAUGCCGCAAUGAAUCACGUUAUUGAUAAUAUCUGGGGCAUGAUUCGGAAAGACUAUCGACGUCUAGUGUGGACGUCGCGUGCCGACGACGAAAACCGGGCUUGGCACUUUGAACAUGCAGAUGGCAGUUUCACGCGCAACCGGCGCAGCCUCUAUUACUAUGGUAUCCAGGAUGUUGGCGAAGUCGAGCGCACGAUGCGCCAGCUUGAGGAGAAAGGGCGCAUUGAGCGUGCGUAUCUGCCUCUGAACAUGCGUCGUGUUCCCAGCGGAACGGCGCGUGGUUUCUGUACAUAUACGCAUGCCUCAACUAAGCUUCCUCAACAGGGGCGAGAGUCGUACACGCUCGGGCGUCGGACAUACGCCACAACCGCGGAGCCAAAGCGAGUGGCGUUGAUUGGUGCCCGUGGCUACACCGGACGGUCAUUGGUUCAGCUCAUCAAUGCGCACCCGAACCUGGCACUUUCGCAUGUAAGCUCACGUGAGCUUGCUGGUCUUCCUCUAGAUGGAUACACCAAGGAGCAAGUGUACUACGCGAAUAUUGGCCCAGAGGACCUGAAGAAGUUGGAAAGUGGUCGGAGUAGUGUCGCCCCGCCCGAUGCUUACAUUAUGGCUUUGCCGAAUGGGGUGUGUCGCCCAUUUGUGGAUGCAGUGCGGGAGGGCGGAAAAGGAAAAGCACAGGGACACGGUGUUAUUGUGGACCUUAGUGCUGAUCACCGCUUCGACGACGCAUGGACGUAUGGUCUUCCUGGUGCGUUUGCGACGGCGUCUCAACUGUACUCACGGGAAGCCAUUCAGCAAUCGAAGUUGAUUUCGAAUCCAGGCUGUUAUGCGACCAAUACGCAAAUGCUUCUUGCGCCUCUGCUUCCAUACCUGGACGCAACACGCCCUCCUACGGUGAUGGGUGUGUCAGGCUACAGUGGCGCUGGCACGAAGUCGAGUGGUAAGCCAAGCACGCCCGGAGAGCGUCCUGUCACGCUGCCCAAACUUGAUCCCGAGACACUGCAUGGGGCAGUUCGGCCUUAUGCGCUUACAGAUCACAUCCACGAACGUGAAGCUCGGUACCAUCUGACGAAGCUGGCGAAUGGAACACCUGUGAACGUGGCAUUUACUCCGAUCGUCGCUCCUUGGUUCCAAGGUAUCAUAUCGACAGCAAGUGUCCCACUAAGCACAAAACUCACAGCACGCGAGAUCAAGCAACUCUUCGAAGAAAAGUACCAGGGCGAGAAGCUAGUAGAAAUUCUUCCUCAUGUGCCGGAGAUUACGGACAUUGCAUUGAAACACGGAUUCAAAGCCGGAGGAUUCCAGGUGCAUUCUAGCGGCGAGCGCGUCGUUAUCGUGGGUGUGAUUGACAAUCUGCUGAAAGGUGCAGCUACACAAUGUAUGCAAAACCUGAACUUGGCUCUCGGCCUUGACGAAUUUGCAGGGAUCCCAAUGGAUUAG
Malassezia globosa CBS 7966 is the source of this 1839-nucleotide messenger RNA. RefSeq lists its product as uncharacterized. The record is from RefSeq and is a predicted model, not a curated record. Lineage: Eukaryota; Fungi; Basidiomycota; Malasseziomycetes; Malasseziales; Malasseziaceae. The transcript has 2 exons. Bases 1 to 1839 code for a protein of 612 amino acids. Gene Ontology annotation, biological process: L-arginine biosynthetic process. Gene Ontology annotation, molecular function: protein dimerization activity; N-acetyl-gamma-glutamyl-phosphate reductase (NADP+) activity; NAD binding.